Messenger RNA from Oryzias melastigma (Indian medaka), 6141 nucleotides. RefSeq names its product gamma-aminobutyric acid type A receptor subunit beta1 (gene gabrb1). The record is from RefSeq and is a predicted model, not a curated record. Gene Ontology annotation, molecular function: extracellular ligand-gated monoatomic ion channel activity; neurotransmitter receptor activity; GABA-A receptor activity. Gene Ontology annotation, cellular component: GABA-A receptor complex; synapse; membrane. NCBI's taxonomy places the organism in Eukaryota, Metazoa, Chordata, Actinopteri, Beloniformes, Adrianichthyidae. The coding region runs from base 463 to 1878 and encodes 471 amino acids. Gene Ontology annotation, biological process: signal transduction; nervous system process; regulation of membrane potential. The transcript is spliced from 9 exons.
GCAUGCGGACCGCAAGUUUAACUUUAGGAACCUCCAGCUCCUCAUCCUGAUUAUAAAGUCUAAUUUUUGCGCACGUGGUUGCGCGCGCUUCCUGCCCUCCCUCCUUCCCACCUUCUCCCCUCCCCAAAAGGUGACCGCGGAUUCGCACUUCAUCCACUCCUCCCGGCGCUCACCGGCAGCCUGACGCGGAGGACGGUCAUGCAUCCGCAGAAGCGCGCGUGCAGCUGCGCGUGCAGACCUCUGCUCCGCUGGUGACUCACGCCGUCCUCUCUUUUUUUACCCAAGUUUUUUUAAAAUUUUAUUUUGGGCUGCUCUUCCCUCGCAGCGGCCGCGCUUCCCAGGCCGUCUGCUCCGAGUUUUCCUCCUCAGAUGUGCGUGGACGGACGGGCGCGCGCGCUUUUUCCGGGUCGUCCCGCCGCGUGAACCGCAUCCGUAGAUCUUGCGUGGGUCCGGGCCGCCAGGAUGUGGGUGACGGUCGGGUGCUGCCUGUCUCUGCUGGCGUCUGUCACCAGCGCUGCGCAAAGCGCAAACGAGCCCAGCAACAUGUCGUAUGUGAAAGCCACGGUGGAUAAGUUGUUGAAGGGCUACGACAUCCGGCUGCGGCCUGAUUUUGGAGGCGCGCCCGUGGACGUGGGCAUGAGCAUAGACAUCGCCAGCAUCGACAUGGUGUCUGAAGUCAACAUGGACUACACCAUCACCAUGUACUUUCAGCAGUCCUGGAGAGACAAGCGCCUGUCCUACACCGGCAUCCCUCUCAACCUGACACUCGACAACCGAGUCGCCGAUCAGCUCUGGGUCCCCGACACCUACUUCAUCAACGACAAGAAGUCUUUUGUCCACGGGGUGACGGUGAAGAACCGGAUGAUCCGACUGCACCCUGAUGGCACCGUGCUCUACGGCCUCAGGAUCACUACGACAGCUGCCUGCAUGAUGGACCUGCGCAGAUACCCUCUGGAUGAGCAGAACUGCACUCUGGAAAUUGAGAGCUAUGGGUACACCACAGACGACAUUGAGUUCUACUGGCAGGGCGGCAGCAACGCCGGCUCCGUCACCGGGGUGGAGAACAUCGAGCUGCCCCAAUUCUCCAUCAUCGACUAUCAAACCCUCUCCACCAAAGCUGUGUUUGCCACAGGUUCUUAUCCACGUCUGUCACUUAGCUUCAAGCUAAAGAGGAACAUUGGUUACUUCAUCCUGCAGACCUACAUGCCCUCCACCCUGAUCACCAUCCUGUCCUGGGUCUCCUUUUGGAUAAACUACGACGCUUCUGCUGCCAGGGUCGCCUUAGGUAUCACCACUGUGCUGACCAUGACCACCAUCAACACCCAUCUCAGAGAGACCCUGCCUAAGAUCCCUUACGUCAAGGCCAUUGAUAUUUACCUGAUGGGCUGCUUUGUCUUCGUGUUCCUGGCCUUGCUGGAGUACGCCUUCGUCAACUACAUCUUCUUCGGCCGAGGUCCUCACCUGCAGAAGAAGGCAGCAGAGAAAGCCAAAUCCAACAACGAGAACAGAAGCAGAAUGGAGAGCAGCAGGGUUCAGGUUGAUGCUCACGGCAGCAUCCUCCUGUCCAACAUGCCCACAGAGAUGGGUGGACCAGAUAUGAUGAGCUCGCUCCAUGACCCACGGGCCACAAUGUUCUCCUACGACAGUGCCAGCAUACAGUACCGAAAGCCGAUGGCCAGCCGGGACCUUUACGGACGACCUGCCAUCGACCGACCACUCGGACCUAAGAAAAGCCGCUUGAGAAGGAGGGCCUCUCAGCUGAAAGUCAAGAUACCAGACCUCACGGAUGUCAACGCCAUAGACAAGUGGUCCCGAGUAGUUUUUCCCAUCACAUUCAUAUUCUUCAACCUGGUGUACUGGCUGUAUUAUGUCCACUAGGGCGCAGCAGUGAGCCUCUGUGGCAGACCCACAGUUUCACAGAAAAACUACCUAAGUCCUGUACAGAGAUGCAAAGAGGAGUGGUAAGACCACUUGUACAUAUCCUCUUUUGGAGAGAAGGAAGAGCUGGUCUGUACAUUGUAAAUACAAUUUAAUAUAAAAUAUGGUAUAUAAAUAAAUCUAUAUAAAGAGAGACAUAUACUUUAAUAAAAAAACAAUCACUUUUGCUCUACAUACAAAAAUAAUCAAGCACAAAAAGUAAGGAAAUUUGUUGUCUGAUAAAUUAUUAAUAGUACCGAUGUUUGGGAAUCAUUUAGAAACUGUUGGAAAGCCUUUUUAACCCUUUAACUGCCUGCUCAACCAAAUAGAACACUUUUAGAAAACUUACUUUUAAAAACAAUGACUGUGAGUAAGGCUGCCACAAAUGAGGAUUUUAAUAGUUAACUAAUUGGGAAUUGAUCACUGCUGACAUCUCACUGCCUACAACUGCAUUAUUUAUGUCUUUUAUUUUGAAAGGACGUCAUAUAAACCGGUCAAAAGUUGAGCAUUUUGUGGGUACCAAUUAAGUUAUUUAGGGCACAAAUUAUUAUUUUGUAUGUAAAUUUGUAUUUUGUGGCCAGAAAAAAUAGCAUUUUGAGGACACAAGUUGGCAAUUUUUUGGCACACAUUUGUAUUUUCUAUCAACAAAUUAGGGUUUUGUGGGUAUAAAUUAGUAUUAUGUGGCCACAAAUAAAUAUUUUUGUGGGCAAAAAAUUAGUGUUUGGUAUUUUCUAUCCACAAAUUGGUGUUUUGUGGGGAAAAAAGUAUUUUAUCAGCAAAAAUUAGAGUUAUGGGGAAAAAGGCUAUUGGAUCUUUGUGUUCAUGUUUCAUUUCUGCCAAAAGAAAAAAAAAGACAGUAGUAAUAGUAAAAGGUGACGUAAAAUUUUGUGGCUCCGGGUUGUAAUCUGUAAAAAUUGGCUUCUUAAACUGUUGAGGGUUGCAGAUUUAUGCAAUAAGCAGCAGAAAAGAAAAACAUUUCUUCAAUUGAUUUUGUCUUGAUGGGUAGUUAAAGGGUUAAGGAGUUCGUAAGACGCAGGCAUUUACGUGAAAAGCAGCAUGGCCGAACAUGUUCAUCUAUUCUUCUAUGGAGUAAAGCACUUUCAGCUGAUGGUGGAGGUGGCAUCAUGAUUUGGGGCAGCCCCCACCUCACUUAAACUGCCCUCAUACAAGCUCAGUUUUAGGGAAAGAGGUGAAGAUUUGUGGGUAUGCUGCUCCUCCUACCAGUGCCAGCUCUCUACAAACUCUAGAAACAAAACAAGCAGGCUUUCCAGUGGAAGAAGACUGGAAACUUUCUUUUAAAAAGAUCUAUUCUAACAAACGUCCUUACUUUCUGUGUCAAGUUUAGAUAGUAAAAGAUUAGAAUCUUAGAAGACAUAGUCAAAUUUGGUAUUUUUAAGUCCCAACAUGGCAAAAAAAAUGUCCGGGUAUGCGAACAUUAUGGUAGUUUGUUUUGUUGUCUUUUUCUGUUUCUCCAUCUUUUGCAUGUAAAUGGAGCUUCAUUGCUGGACAAUAGAAAAAGGGACGAGGUGGAAGUGAGACGUCAGCUCAAAGGGACAUCUUCAAACAAGCUGGUGGAGGACUCCUGCUGAAAGCACCAUGAACUGGCUGGAAUCAGACGAUCAGACAGGAUUGAACAGCUCAUCCAGACUCAGUAGAAACUACUUUAAGUCACUUUUAGGUUCUACUCUGUUGCCCUCUGAAGUUAUGUCCUCACCAGAGAUGUGGUGUGCGUUCAAGAGUGUGUUUGGUCCAUGGUGUUCACAUUGGACAAGCAGGGUGGGGCUUCUUCUUCUUCUUCUUCUUCUUUUUUUUAAUGUUUACUAGUGCAUGUCCACCACCAGUCGGAGGUGCCAAAUGUCUAAGCGGUGCAAAUCUCAUGAAUUUUAUUCCAGGCUUUUCUCUUUCACAGCUUUAUUCUGAUAUAUGACAGAAUUCCUGCUGUAACAAACUGUUAUUGAUUUCCCCCGUAAUCAGUUUUUAAACAGUUGACACUUUAGGGAAUUAAAAGAAACACCAUCCAACGUCACCACCAACUCUGAGUCCCUGAUUGGUCAAACUCUGACUUUUUAUGCACUUUCAGUGGCUGCUUGUUUUGGACAUAGAGCCCAAAAAUGGUCUUAAAAAUGUGCGAAGCUUUGCGAGUUUUGAAUGUGGAAGUCGAAAACGCCAUUUCCAUGCAUUUCCAUAGACUUUUCAUUAAAACAUGCAUUGCUGAAGGCGGGGUAGGCGUAGCUUUACAUUUACUGACUGCAGCGGGUCACUCCAGUGUGAGCGCAUGGGGAUCCAUGUGCGUCUUCACCAAGAACAUGCUGUCUCUGAUUACAGACAUCCGAUUGGUCAGUGUGUAACUUGAAUAAGUUGCACUACAGAAAAACCUAAUGAGCAUAAAGAGGAUUAUCAAGAACGUGUUAAAAAUGUAUCAGAGUAAGGGGGGUUAUUCUGACCAAUAGAAUAACUGAAUAACAGCUGUUUAUUUCUCUAUAGAAGUCUAUGGGAUUUUGACUUCCUGGUUCCAGCAGGUACUUCCUGUUUGGGUCACUCAGUCCAGUUCUCAUAUAUAGACAAUGUUCAUUCUCAUGUACUUGAUUUAUUGACAUUAAGCAUAACUGGUCUGUUUUCCCGAGGUUGUUAUGAAGACUCUUCUUUUAAGGGCCACAGGUGUUUAGCUCCUGAUGGCAACACUGGUGCAGGAGUCUACAACCUGCAGCUCCAGAUCCACAUGUGUCUCUUUUAUCUCUCCUUAUCCAAACAUAAAAUAAAUCAUGGAGACUGCUGAUCCAGACAUGUCGACCGUCUGAGUCAGCAGCUCCUGAUAGUGGCUGUCUAACCAAAACUAACUAAAGAAAACAAAUAAACAAAGCCUGAAAACUAAGACUAUCAAGGUCCAAACUAAAAUAACAAAACCCAGCAGAGUAAGACUGCUGAUAUGAACAGUACUUAAAGUUAUGUAAAUUAUAAACUGGCCAAUCAGAUGUCUUAAUAAAAGCAUGUGGUCUCACCUCGAACGUUCACAAACUUCGACAGACUUGGUGUUGCCCAUUUUCAAGCGGUCCUGGUGUGGACUUCCAACAAGGCGACUGAAUUGAUUUCAUUUCAUUGGAACCACUUUCUACUCACUCAAUCCAGUUUUCAUAUACAGUCAACAAUGCACCCCCACAUGUGUCAGGUUGUUUGUCAGCGCUGGACCGCCUAAGUCCAAAGAUUUGACACAGGUUCCCACCAGCAGAACUUCUCUGAUGUUCUAUGAGGCAUCAUAUGUUUUGUGAUGAGACACAUUCAGCUGUUUUUGGGGCCCUGAACUCAUCGUUUAUGAAUCUGCAGCAGACACAUUUAGAUUUAUCAGGAUAUAACUUAGAUGCAUGAAGCAUGAAAGGUUAGGGAGUACACAACAGGUUACCACAACAGACUAUUUUUAAAGAUGAAGCUUAAGUAGCCAUAAAAACAUGCGGGUGAUUCCAUUCCCUCAUUCCUCCAUGUUUGUGAUGUAGGAACCUGGACUGGUUUGAGGAGGAAACGGUGUGUUUCCAUUUACACACAUUUAUACAAGUCUCCUACACAAAAACAGGUUUUACAAAAGCUUAGGAUUUUAUUUUAAAAUGUCAUGACUUUAUGAACAAAAAUACGAUUUUCCCAGAAACUUUUGUUUAUUAUGUAUUUUGUUUCUUCCUUGAUUGAACAAUGAAAUACUCCUAAGACUGCAUGAUCAGAGCGGCUCUAAACAGGAAGUGGAGGCGUUGGUGUUCCUGUGUUUCAUCGACAGUCCAUUCUCAUCCACCAUGGAGUUUCCACCAACACUUUAGCUGUAAGUUGAUUUUUAACUCUGGAAAUGAUCAUUUUAACAUUUGCAUCUGUAUCAGCCUUGUGUUGUGAUCACUCUUGAGUGGUGGGGUCUGCUGAGCUGGUGAAGCUUCAGGAUGGAAUCAAACUUCUGCAUUCAUGAUUUUAUUCUUCUUUGGUUUUGAAGAUGAUGUAAAUAAACCUGCUUGACGUUCAGACGUAAACGGUCGCAGAGUGAUCGGUUGGAUCACAGGAUCUCGGUUUGAAGUCUCCUGUUAUUGUACCAGGCAGGCGGCCCGUUGAAUGUUUAACCGCUCAGGGGGCGGGGCCUCAUGUAGAUGUAACAUAGGUCACUCCACCCGAACCGACUUUACUCCGCAGGAGUGAAGGGCUGCCUUUCAUAAGAGUUAUUCCAGAAUAAACCCUGAGAUGAUUUAAAGACCUUGA